This is a messenger RNA of Mastomys coucha (southern multimammate mouse), 2201 nucleotides long. RefSeq names its product terminal uridylyl transferase 7 (gene Tut7). Gene Ontology annotation, molecular function: zinc ion binding; nucleic acid binding. The transcript has 7 exons. The coding region runs from base 549 to 1280 and encodes 243 amino acids. NCBI's taxonomy places the organism in Eukaryota, Metazoa, Chordata, Mammalia, Rodentia, Muridae. The record is from RefSeq and is a predicted model, not a curated record.
GUGAAUCAUCUCCUUGGCCCUUGAUAAUAUUUACUAUUAUACAGUGUCACUCUCUAGCUCAGAUUAGCCUGGAACUUGAUUAUACAGCCCAGGCUAGCCUCCAAUUCCUUGUCUUUCUACAUCUCCCUCCCAUGUGCUGAGAUUAUAGGCAUGGCAUGCACUGCCAUUCCUGGAUUAUUUAUGUUUGCAACUUCUACUGUGAACACAAAAUGAACAUCACUAAAUGACCUGGUUAAGAGUCUUCCUCAGUAUUCUUUCCAGAAGUAGGCAAUCUGGACAAUAUGAGCUUUAUAAGGACCAUAAGGAUGACACAUUGCUUUUUUCUUACUCAAGCUUCUGGGAGAUGUUGCCUGAUGUGCAGGUUUGUUUGUUGCUGAGCUGUGUAUAACUCUAGCUGAAGAGCAAAGAAUGUGACGCUGUUCUUGUGGUGUGUACCUAGAUAAUGAGAUGAGUGCUGGCAGUGUCUACUCUGUGCGCUUACCUGUCUCUUUCUUUACUCAGAUCCCUUUGAUUUGAAUCAUAAUCUUGGUGCUGGAUUAUCGAGGAAAAUGACAAAUUUUAUAAUGAAAGCUUUUAUCAAUGGCAGAAGAGUAUUUGGAAUUCCGGUCAAAGGAUUUCCAAAGGACAACCCCUCAAAACUGGCAUACUUUUUUGAUCCGGAUGUCCUAACUGAGGGAGAACUGGCCCCAAAUGACAGGUGCUGCCGAAUUUGUGGGAAAAUUGGACACUUCAUGAAGGACUGUCCCAUGAGGAGAAAAGUGAGGCGACGGAGAGACCAGGAAGAUACCCCAAACCAACGGUACUCAGAGAGCAAAGAAAAAAGAAGCAAAGAGGACAAAGAGAUUCAGAACAAGUACACAGAAAAGGAAGUGUCAGCAAAAGAAGAUAAGCUCACACCAUGUGCAGCUGCGAAAGCCAAGCCAGUGAGGGCAGCUGUUGACCUGGGCCGGGAGAAGCUUCUCAGGACACCAGCAGAAAAGUGGAAGAGACAGGAUGACAGAGACUCAAGAGAAAAGCGUUGUUUCAUCUGUGGAAGAGAAGGACACAUUAAAAAGGAAUGCCCACAGUUCAAAGGCUCUCCAGGUUUGUGUAAGUCAGAUUAUGUGUCUGCAUACUCUUCACCUAACCCUUUGAGACCAGUUGCUCAGGCAGUGCUUUUACAUGAAGACAAAAAGAAACAAAAAACAACCAUAUUUUUGAGUCCCCAGUCAGGUAGCCUUUCCAGUAAAUAUAUGACUCAGGGGAGAGCCUCAGUGAAGAGGACGCAGCAAGAAUCAUGAGGGAAGGAACUGCAGCGCUGGAAAUGCCACUCAGGUGUCCCUGGCCACUUGGGAAAUUAGGUUCAUGUCACAGGACAUAGUGACACAGAUCAGGCUUCAACGUAACAGUUGAGGGGCAUCAUAAUUUUUUAAAUUUUAAUGAAAUUGUUAAUGAGGAAAAGAAAAUUUUUAAUAUAGUCUAACUAUACCAUCAAUCCCCAGAGAUUUGAAAAUUUUAAUAGAAAGUCAACUUAAAAGAAAAAUAUAAGUGAGGGUCAGUAUUCAGUGACUACAGUGUCAUGGUUUUUAGUUCUUUCAGAGCACUCUAAAAAUAGCGUGCUGCUCAUGGGGGAGUCGGCCUCCUUUCCCUACACAUCCCCUUUGGGAUUUCCAAGAGGGGAUUCUCUUUGUUACUGGAUCGUGGUAUGGGCGCACAUUAAGGACAUGUGGACUAUACUGCUGUACAUAGGGUCUGCAAGCAUUCUUCAUGGUUCUUUGUAGAAAUGAUAGCAUGGAAUGCAAGCACCUGUCAGUGUGGGCCUCGGUGGGCCAAUCGCAUCACCACUGACAACACAUCUCUGAGGGCUUCCUUCUCUAAGUAAUUGACAUAGAACUGUUGUGCUCAUAAAAAUGAAGUCAUAAAAAUAAGUAGUCCUUUUUGCUGGUUUAAAAAAGAAAAAUUAAAGGGGAAAAGGACAGAAUAAAAGUGCUUUUUACUUUUUAUGAUACUCAGAAAUUAGGGUGGAGAGCUUUCACAAACCUCUGAAGAUCAAAGAGGCUGCUGUCUCUGCCAAUCACAAGUUUGAUUGGCAACCUUCUGGUCUGACUGGAGCCCUCUCUAAACUGUUAAUGAACUUCACAAGCCUUUCUGAAAUAGUACAGACUCAGAACUAUGCCAGUUUAUUUAUCAUUUUGAAAUAAAGUCGAACUUUCAAUGUGUAA